Molecule: messenger RNA, 660 nt
Organism: Lactuca sativa (garden lettuce)
Lineage: Eukaryota; Viridiplantae; Streptophyta; Magnoliopsida; Asterales; Asteraceae
Product: receptor-like protein 33
Molecular function (GO): protein binding
Source: RefSeq, a predicted model, not a curated record
AUGAAAUCGGUUUAUAAUGGCGAAUCAUCUGUUUUGGAAUCAUUGAUGUCCUUGAACUCAUUCACGUCACAAAGGCCAUACUCGAUGACAUUAAUACACAAAGGUGUCAGAACACAGUUCGAACGUAUCUUAGACAUAUUCACAGCUAUCGAUCUCUCUUCUAACAAUUUUGAAGGGGAUAUCCCAUUAUCAAUCCAAGAUCUUCGAGGGCUUGAAUCACUUAAUCUUUCCAACAAUCAUUUUCAGGGACGCGUGUUUCCAUCAUUGGGGUACCUAGAGAAUCUCGAAUCUUUAGAUCUCUCUCGAAACAAGCUAUCUGGAGAAAUUCCUCAACAAUUGGUGCAACUCGGCUUUCUUGCUAUUUUCAGUGUGUCAUUCAACAAUCUUGAUGGGCGUAUACCACAAGGGAAACAGUUUAAUACAUUUGAGAAUAGCUCUUAUGAAGGGAAUCCUCGAUUAUGUGGAGAACCUUUAUCCAAUGAUUGUCGAAAUUGGAAUGUAUCAAGAUCUGAAACAACAAGCGAUGAAUCGGAGUCCCUAUUCCCAAGUGAAGGAAUUGAUUGGGUGUUUGUAUUUUGUGGAGUUGGAAGUGGGCUAGUUAUUGGGAGCUUUCUAUCUACAAGAUAUAUUGAUCGAUUCACAAAGAGGAAGAUCGUAUAG